AUGAGUGCCGAUAAUAUCACCGUGGGCUCUAUCGAGAAAACCUGUUACUUCUGGAAUAAGACAGGCCAAUCAGACCCUCCGAAAUCAUGGAUCGAUUAUGGCGAUAAAGGUCCCCCACCGAAGGUCCCGAAGGUAAAAAGCAACAUCAGGGAUAACUCUGAAGAUGGGAAUAGUAGAGAAAGGGUCUUUGAGCCUAAACAUAAAGCUACGGAAGAUGAGCUCGAGUGGGAGGAUCAUAUACCAGCGAAUAACUGGGACCAGCAAUCCUCAGGUGUCAAGAAUACGUGGGACGAAACCACGCCCACGAGGGCUGAUGACUCCUGGGGAGCCCAAGCUAGUACUAGAGUGAAUGUAACCGAGUGGUACCCACCAAAAGCUAACGGUGCCCAUUCUGUGACGGCAUCUACAUCUGCAUCCAACAAACAGGCGACGCCUGUUCAACAAGCCGAUUAUACUGAGAGUCCUGCAGUCAUUGGAGACUUAUGGGAAGCUUUACUACCACCUGAUUUUACGGAGUACAGAGACUUAAGACAAAAGUAUGCCAUGUCGGAUCCAGAAUUCGAUGUUAAUGCCUUGGUUCUGCUCUUAGCUGCAGAACCUUUUCAACUUUCAGACGUUGAGCAGUAUCUAGGUGGAUAUUCAGAUCAAGAUAUUGAUCUAGAUAAGGCUUCCAGAUUCGAAAAGCUCCCACCUAUAUUUUUUGCUGUAGCCACAAACGAACCUAAAGCGUUGAAACUUCUCAUAACUCGAGGCAUAUCUGUAGACGCGACUGCUGGUCCAGACAACAUACCAUUGUUAGCUUUUGCUAUCAUGCAUGGAUCAAGAGCUGACACCACUGAGAUGGUGCGGAUUCUACUAGCCAGUGGAGCUGACCCUACACACAUAUCCGACGAGUUUAUUUCUUUCGAUCAUUAUUCAUCAAGCCACCAUAGAUUCUCCAGGUCAUCUAACAGCGAGACACCAUCAUGGCUGUCAGAGAAGUAUAGAUUUAAGCUUGCCAGCACCAUCAAUAUCUCGCAGAGAUACUGGUUACUGAAAGCGAGAGCUUUACGUCCACGGACGGAUCGCCCAAGUGGACAUGGAAAGACUGAGCUAGCUAAGAGCAUGCGCACAUGUUUAUCAGCAGCAUUUUUGGCCAUUAACUGUGCCGAAAUGACUAGCACUACUGAUCUUUUUGGCUCAGCAGCACCAUCCCCAGGUUACGAACAAGGCUCUGCCUUAAACAACUUUUUAUGUCGCAACCACGGGCAAAGAUGUAUUGUGUUUCUAGAUGAAUUCGAGAAAAUGGGACCUGCCGUGCAUGAGUCACUUUUAACCCCAUUUGACGAAGGCAUAUAUCGUGAUCGUCGGGCCGUUAGAAACGAUACGAAGAUAGAUUGUUCGAAAGUGAUAUGGAUCCUUGCCACCAGUAAGGUGGAUAAUAUUAUUGAGCCAUACUACAGGGCCAAUGUCGAGGUCUUCCAGAAUCCCGAUACUCAGGAUCAACAGUUCCUCGCGAAUAUCAUGAAUGGAAUUGAAAGCAAGUUCUUAAGGAAGUUCAGCAUCCAACUCGGGACAACGUUCGCCGGACGCAUCUCCAUGGUCCUACCAUUCCUUCCGUUCUCGCCCGCCGAGCAAGCUGUAAUUGCGCACAAGUAUCUGCUUGAACUUAAACGUACACUUGCAGCCGAUAUUAGCAAAGAAACAAUCAUGGGGCAUAUUAAACUCGAGGUUGAAGGGGAGUCAGCAGUUUGCCGGCAUAUAGCCGAAAAUGGUUACGAAAUCGAAUACGGGGCACGAUCUAUUGAGCGUGAGAUGCAUAAGUCAGUGCGCGAUGCUAUUACACAGGAAUGGUUAGGGUCUACAGACUGGAUCCCCUACCAAAGAAAGAAUGGUCCAUAUGAAAGAUACCUGUUGUCCCUUGACCCCUCAAAAGAACACGUCGUUGUACACAAGAUCCUUGAAAAGAAGGGUAAGACGAGGGCGAGGCAGAACAGAACUUUGGCAAGGCCGGCAGCUGGCCAGGGUGGUUCACAAUUCGAGAGCUCAGUCGGAGCAAGAUCAGGAACGCCAAGUAGUGUUGGUGGUAUGAGAUCAUUAAGAGUAGGAAGACUUAUAGAUAUCGAGAUGGUGAAUGGAUGGGAGGAAUAA
This is a messenger RNA of Morchella sextelata, 2130 nucleotides long. RefSeq lists its product as uncharacterized. The coding region runs from base 1 to 2130 and encodes 709 amino acids. Gene Ontology annotation, biological process: cellular response to heat. Lineage: Eukaryota; Fungi; Ascomycota; Pezizomycetes; Pezizales; Morchellaceae. The transcript has 7 exons. The record is from RefSeq and is a predicted model, not a curated record. Gene Ontology annotation, cellular component: cytoplasm. Gene Ontology annotation, molecular function: ATP binding; ATP hydrolysis activity.